Molecule: messenger RNA, 618 nt
Organism: Aspergillus eucalypticola CBS 122712
Lineage: Eukaryota; Fungi; Ascomycota; Eurotiomycetes; Eurotiales; Aspergillaceae
Exons: 3
Coding region: 1-618 (205 amino acids)
Source: RefSeq, a predicted model, not a curated record
AUGUCUGGAGACGAGACUGAAGAACACUGGUUCAGGGUGAUAAACAACAGUGGUGCAGCACAGAAGUAUAUUUUCUUUGCUCCACCUCCCAGCCCCGACUUUUUGACUCCUGCCUGGAUUGCAAGCGACAACAUUAACAAUGAGACGGUCUGGGAUAUCCACACCACUGCGUACCUCUAUGCCGAAAUAUUCAACCUUGUCUUCGAAGAAGGAGGUGUCAAGCUACAGGAGACAGGAGAAAACGCCGAGUCUCUAAAUACCUUUGCUGUUUUCACCAAGGACAUCCCAAACGAUGACAAGACCUACGUGCUUGCCUUUGGAAAACGCCAACAACCAGACGAUCCCGAAGACCUCGGACCUGUUCAUGCGUGCGCAGCGAUUCCCGUCAAGCCAAACAACAGUCAGCAUGUGACCCCUAUUAUCCAGCUUCAUGUCUCCAACAUCCCCACGACCCCGGGCGACCUGGUCGAUUAUGGUGACUUCAAAGAGAAGUCUGCACACAUCAACUUUGCAGGCCAUACUGAGGACGCAGCUCUCUGUACCGUUCUCCACAAAACAGGCGAGGACAGUAAUGCUGUAUGGGACACUGCUUACGAUAACACACUCCCUGAGUUUUAG